This is a messenger RNA of Fusarium tjaetaba, 4080 nucleotides long. RefSeq names its product 5-oxoprolinase (ATP-hydrolyzing). The coding region runs from base 1 to 4080 and encodes 1359 amino acids. Gene Ontology annotation, cellular component: cytosol. Gene Ontology annotation, molecular function: 5-oxoprolinase (ATP-hydrolyzing) activity. The record is from RefSeq and is a predicted model, not a curated record. The transcript has 3 exons. NCBI's taxonomy places the organism in Eukaryota, Fungi, Ascomycota, Sordariomycetes, Hypocreales, Nectriaceae. Gene Ontology annotation, biological process: glutathione metabolic process.
AUGACAGCAACAUCACAGCGCGGUAUUAGAAUCGCUAUUGACAGAGGUGGAACUUUCACCGACUGUGUAGGAGAGAGCAAUGGAAAGGAGAUUAUCAUCAAGCUUCUAUCCGAGGACCCGGCCAACUACAAGGAUGCCCCGCUUGAGGGUAUUCGCCGCAUCAUGAGCCACUUCCUCGGUAGAGAUAUUCCUCGAGGUGAAGCUUUGGACACUUCCCAGAUUGACUCGAUCCGGAUGGGAACAACUGUCGCCACAAACGCCUUGCUUGAGAGAAAGGGAGAAAAAAUUGCCAUGGUCGUUACCAAAGGUUUCAAGGAUUGCCUGACCAUCGGAAAUCAGUCGAGGCCCAAGAUCUUUGACCUUGCAAUUCGGAAGCCCGACGUGUUAUAUGAGAAAGUCAUUGAAAUUGACGAGCGGGUUACACUCGAAGAUUACGCCGAAGACCCCGAAAGAACGCAAACAGAGGCAGAAGCUCAAGUUGGUACCAAAGAAGCCGAAGGCAAGACUCUCGUCAGAGGUUUGUCUGGUGAGACAGUCAGAAUUCUCAAAAGAGCCGAACAAGAAGACAUCCGAUCAAAGCUCAAGAGCGUCUAUGAUCAAGGCAUUCGCAGCAUUGCUGUUUGUCUGAUGCAUGGUUACACCUAUCCUGACCAUGAAGCUCUGAUUGGGCGGAUAGCUAAGGAUAUCGGCUUCCAGCAUAUAUCACUAAGCCACGAGCUCAUGCCCAUGAUAAAGCUGGUAUCACGAGCUACAUCUGUCUGUGCCGAUGCUUAUCUCACACCGGCUAUCCGCAAGUACAUUGAUGGCUUCCAGGCUGGGUUUGAAGGCGGCCUCGGAACCCGUAGCGUGAAAGAGGAGAAGGGUGCCAAGGGAGCGAGAUGCGAGUUCAUGCAGAGUGAUGGUGGCCUUGUCGAUGUGGAAAAGUUUACAGGACUCAAGGCAAUUCUAUCCGGCCCUGCAGGAGGUGUCGUGGGAUAUGCUAUCACUUCGUAUGAUGAAGAGACGAAGACACCGGUCAUCGGCUUCGACAUGGGCGGUACAAGUACCGAUGUCUCGAGAUAUGGUGAAGGCCGUUACGAACAUGUGUUCGAGACGACGACUGCUGGUGUUACAAUCCAGUCGCCACAAUUGGACAUUAAUACGGUCGCUGCCGGUGGCGGCUCUCGCCUCUUUUUCAGGAAUGGUCUUUUCGUUGUUGGACCUGAGUCCGCAGGCGCUCACCCGGGUCCCGCGUGUUACCGUAAAGGAGGUCCAGCCACCGUGACAGAUGCAAAUUUGGUCCUUGGCCGCCUACUACCUGAAUUCUUUCCUAAGAUUUUUGGAGAGAAUGAGGACCAGGGGCUGGAUAUCGAGGCCAGCCGAAAGGUUCUUCAGGAGCUUGCAGAUCAAGUGAACCGGGAAAACAACAAAAACUUAACGGUAGACGAAGUUGCAUAUGGCUUCUUGACCGUAGCUAAUGAGACAAUGACUCGCCCCAUCCGGUCGAUUACCGAAGCCAAGGGACACGAUUCUUCAAAACAUCGACUUGCAACGUUUGGUGGUGCUGGUGGUCAGCACGCUGUCGCCAUUGCGGAGUCUUUGGGCAUUCAGCAAAUUCUGGUUCAUCGAUAUUCUUCAGUUCUUUCUGCAUACGGCAUGGCUUUAGCAGAUGUCGUUGACGAACGACAGGAGCCCGACUCCAUGGUAUGGAAGGACGAUGACAGAACAGUUAAUGAACUGAAGAAGAAAAUGGAGAAGCUCAAGGACCAGUCACGAAAGUCCCUGCAAGAUCAAGGCUUCCAAGAAGAUGAAAUUGCUUUUGAAGAAUACCUCAACAUGAGAUACCGUGGCACUGAGUCAGCCCUCAUGAUUGUCAGACCGACCCCCGAGGAGGCCAAGAAGCAUUUUGAUGGGAAAGAAUGGGAUUUUGGCCAAGCUUUUGUGAAGCAGCACCGAUAUGAAUUUGGUUUCACGCUUGACGAGCGAGACAUCAUCGUUGAUGAUGUCCGUGUUCGUGGUAUCGGCAAGAGUUUCCGACACCAAGACGAUACAGUUGACAAGCAACUCAAGGAACUAAAGCAGCAGAUGGUUUCUGACAAGAAGAAGCUUGACAGCCAACAGGUAUACUUUGAGGGUGGUAGGAAGGAAACCCCAAUAUUCAAGCUUGAAGAUCUAGAUACCGGCGAUUCGAUCCCUGGACCAGCCAUGCUUGCCGACGGCACCCAAACCAUCGUUGUAACACCAAAGGCAACCGCGGUUAUUCUCAAGACUCAUGUAGUCAUUAAUCUGGAGAAGGAGGGAGCAAAGUCCGGGUCUACCAAGUCAUCUGAGGAUCGCGAAGUUGAUCCCAUCAUGCUCAGUAUUUUUGGUCAUCGAUUUAUGGCAAUUGCUGAGCAGAUGGGGCGUGCCUUACAAAAGACUAGUGUCAGCACAAAUGUCAAGGAGAGACUUGACUUUUCGUGUGCCAUUUUCGACGCCACAGGCGGCCUUGUAGCCAACGCUCCUCAUCUACCUGUCCAUCUUGGUUCGAUGUCUACUUGUGUACGACGCCAGGCUGAGAUUUGGAAAGGAAGGCUGGAGAAGGGCGAUGUCAUAAUCUCUAAUCACCCUUCAUAUGGAGGAACUCAUCUUCCGGAUGUGACCUUGUUGAUGCCAGCGUUUGAUGAAAAGGGAGAAAACAUCCUCUUCUACGCUGCGUCUCGAGCUCACCAUGCUGAUAUUGGUGGCAUUAGCGCCGGAAGUAUGCCACCUCACUCACGAGAGCUCUACCAAGAGGGCGCCUCUAUCAGAAGUGAGAAGCUUGUGAGUGGUGGCAAGUUCGAUGAGAAACGAGUUGUCGAGUUGUUCUACGAAGAACCCGCCAAGUAUCCAGGCUGCAGUGGAACCCGUUGUCUGGCCGAUAAUAUCAACGAUCUGAGAGCCCAAGUCUCGGCUAACCAAAAGGGAAUCUCACUCAUUGAGACUCUGAUCGCAGAGUAUGGUGAGGAGACAGUGCAGUUCUAUAUGGUCCAUAUCCAGAAUAAUGCUGAGCAGUGUGUGCGCCGCCUACUCAAAGAUGUUUACAAGCGAUUCGAAGGCAGGGAUCUCUCGGCAGUUGACUUUAUGGACGAUGGUUCUCCCAUUCGAUUGAAAAUCCGCAUUGAUCCAGAAAAGGGUGAAGCGGAGUUUGACUUCUCGGGUACUGGCCCCGAAGUCUACGGAAACAUCAACGCCCCCCAGGCAAUCACGUUCAGUGCUAUUAUUUACUGUUUGAGAUGCCUGAUUUCCGAAGACAUCCCACUUAACCAAGGAUGCCUGAAGCCUAUUCAUGUCAAGAUCCCUCCCAAGUCCAUUCUGUCGCCGUCCCCAGGGGCUGCAGUUGUGGGAGGCAAUGUCCUUACCAGUCAACGCAUCACAGAUGUUAUCUUCAAGGCAUUCCAGGCUUGCGCUGCCAGUCAGGGAUGCUGUAACAACUUGACUUUUGGAUUUGGCGGCAACCAAGACGGCACCGAAGCUGUCAAGGGUUUCGGAUACUACGAGACGAUUGCUGGCGGAAGUGGUGCGGGUUCUGACUGGGAGGGAACCAGUGGUGUUCACUGUCAUAUGACAAACACUCGAAUCACGGAUUCGGAGAUUUUCGAACGUCGUUAUCCUGUACUUCUACGUGAGUUCUCUAUUCGGUCCGGUUCAGGAGGGCGAGGCCAACAUCGCGGUGGUGACGGUGUCAUCCGUGACAUUGAGUUCCGGAUCCCCCUUCAAGUAUCAAUCCUCAGUGAACGCCGUGUCUAUCGCCCAUAUGGGCUGAAUGGUGGCGGUGACGGAGAGUGUGGUCUGAACCUGUGGGUGCGCAACGUUGAAAAGGCCAACUGGCAGGCUUCUCUGGAACAGUUUCACACAAAGCAAGAUGCAGGGGAUGCUGAAUACGAGGAGCGACGAAUCAACAUGGGGGCUAAAAACACAGCUGCUAUGAAGGCUGGAGAUCGUAUCAUUAUCUGCACACCUGGAGGAGGUGCAUGGGGAGCUGAGGGGUCUGAAAGUGUGGCUAAGAAGAAGAUUGACCAUACUGAGGGCUGGAGGAAGGGUAGUGGUAACACAAGGGAUGAGACUGCACUCCAGGCUUAG